GUGGUAGUUUGGGAACUGAGGCAAUAAGGGGAAUGAUUGAUUUAAAUCUUUUACUUGAUUAUCUCGAGGCCCAGAAAUCUCAUCAGCUCAUCCGGACGCAGAGUUUAGUGGGAGAAACUAGUGAUCUCUCCCACUAAGCUGUCCAGAUGAGCCGAUUCGACUUUAUGAAAUAUCAUAAAUGAUGUGCAUAGGAGAUAGCUGCCAAAAAAAACGCCCCUCGUUGGAUCGCGAAGGUUUUUGCUGAAGGGGCGGUCGCGCGACCAGGCCGGCAGCACGGUUGCCAUGGGAUCGUCCGCGCCCCUGGAAGUCUAGAACCGUUUCUGGUUGACACGAGCCGCCCGUGGGCGGAGUCAGUGAAUCCCGGAAGUGGCCGGAGAGCGCUCGGUAGCUAGCGAGCGCAAGCUUAGCGGAGCUUUAUUUUACUGCCGUGGUCAUUUUAUGGAUGUUCUCUUCAUUCCUUUGCCAGCAGAGAGAUGUCUCCUGAUGAACUGGUCUACCUGGGGAUUCUCACUGCCUCUAUCCCUAUUGGAUUCCUCUUCCGUUAUCUAAGUCCUCCUGUGAAGCAGGGGGCAGCUCUGCUGGUAGGCCUCUCCGUUACCAUAGCAGCCUGCCAGAUCCACACACUCCACUCUCUAGUCACAGUGAUUGGAACAUGGAUAAUCAUAAAGACCAGCUGGCGGACUUCCCCGGCACUCACUCUUGGCUGGACCUUCCUCUACCUCCUCUUCUUCCGGCUGGUGACGUGGUUCGGUCUGCCAACACCGACACCAUUUGCCAAUGCCAUCCAGCUGAUCCUCACCCUUAAGAUGGUGAGUCUAGCCAAUGAGGUGCACAGUUACCACCUAGAGAAGAAAAAGGAAGUGACCUCUUUUUCCAAGUCCCCUGUCAUUGGCGGCCUUACUCAAGAGCCAUCACUUUAUGAUAUUUUGUCUUACAGCUACUGCUAUGUGGGCAUCAUGACAGGCCCGUUUUUCCGCUUCCAAACCUUUGUGGAUUGGCUCAGGCAGCCCAACCCACUGACCCUGCCUGGCUGGGUCCCUUGCUUGCAGCGGCUAAAGCUGGUGCCUCUCUAUGGGGCUCUAUUCCUGUCGGUGAACUCUGUCUUCCCCCUGGCUUACGUCCGCACAGAUGAGUUCCUGGAGCACCACUUUUUCUUCAGGUUGUUCUACAUGAUGGUGGUGUUCUUUGUAUUUAGGAUGCGUUUCUAUGCAGCGUGGUGCGGCGCGGAGGCCGGUUGUAUCAGUGCAGGGUUAGGCGGCUACCCAGAGGGGGCGUUGGCCAAACCCGGGGGAGGACCCACUGUUAACUAUAGCCCUGACCCGAACAUCCCGGUGGCAUAUGACUUCAGAACCAUCCAGAACAUUGACUGCUACAACACUGACUUCUGCGUGAAGGUCCGACACGGCAUGCGCUACUGGAACAUGACUGUGCAGUGGUGGCUACAUCACUACAUCUACCCCAACUCCCCCUUCAAAGCCUACACUCUCAGGGCUGGCUGGACCAUGUUCAUCAGUGCCUACUGGCAUGGACUCCAUGCUGGCUACUACUUGUCUUUCCUCACCAUCCCCCUGUGCAUAGCAGCCGAGUCUGCCAUGGAGGCCUCUGUCCGAUCCAAACUUGGCCCCCAGGGACAGAACGUGUUUGACUGGGUCCACUGGUUCCUGAAGAUGAGGGCCUACGAUUACAUGUGUAUGGGGUUUGUUCUGCUGAAGGCCAGCGACACCGUCAAUUACUGGAUGUCCAUCUACUUCGUCAUGCAUGUCAUUGCCAUUGGCUUCAUAAUACUGGCCAAGGUACUCAGGGGAGGGAAAAGAGAAGGGAAGAGAGGGGAAAAGGAGGGGAGGACAGCGGGAGACAAGGCAGAUAAGACAAAAGAGGAAAUUAAUGAAAAGAAAGAGUAAAUUUUAUCUGUCAGAUAGUAGGGUUUUUGGUGAAACGUUAGUGUAAGAAUACAGUUUGCAAAAUUCAUUGAGCUGUCACUCAUCCAUACUGGCUGCCAGUGUGAAACAGGUCCGGUGAGGAUUCCAGUUGCAGAGUGUUGUGCUAUUUACUGUAAGUAGGGCAACACUUGGCUACUUUGCAUUUUCUGAAAUUUUUUGCUGUCUUUGAUUAGAAACCUCAUUUGACUCCUGGUGCGUAUCGGUAUGAUAUGGAAAACCCAGUGACGGCUGACUUCAGCGAUAUUUGGUUAUAAGCCGCACAUGUAAAUAUGUGUACAUAUAUUCACAGCAUUGGAGAGGGAACGUCUGAGCUCACUGAAUGUUAUUGUUGUAGUGUGUGCCAGCGAACAGCGUGCAGGUCAUUCCUCUUCCACAUACGUCUGUUAGCCUGUGCAGUAUUUAUGAGGGUUUUUUUUCCAAGUCCAGUUUACACAUUAAAAUGUUUUUAAACUUUCUUAGAGGUCAAAUGGGGAUUUUACCUAAAAUAGAAAUAUCGACAUACUGCCGAAGAAAAAGCAGGAUGGUGUAGGAUGGCCACUAAACUUGAAACUUCUUGAAACAAGGCAGUAAGAAUCGACUUGAUUGACUGAAUGUCAUAACCAAACCAACAUUCCAACAGUUGACAUGCACAUAUCUAUAUAUCUAUCUAUAUAUAUAUAGACGACAAUGACCUUUAGAUGACCUUUGACAGCUAAUGAUUGCUUAUGGCAUGAAACAGGCUUGUACUGUCCAUUGAAG
Molecule: messenger RNA, 2678 nt
Organism: Lampris incognitus (smalleye Pacific opah)
Lineage: Eukaryota; Metazoa; Chordata; Actinopteri; Lampriformes; Lampridae
Gene: mboat7
Product: membrane bound O-acyltransferase domain containing 7
Exons: 9
Coding region: 474-1901 (475 amino acids)
Biological process (GO): phosphatidylinositol biosynthetic process; lipid modification
Cellular component (GO): membrane; mitochondria-associated endoplasmic reticulum membrane contact site
Molecular function (GO): lysophospholipid acyltransferase activity
Source: RefSeq, a predicted model, not a curated record